AUGGCAGAUGGCAACAAUGAUGUCAAAGAGAAAGGUUAUCAACGAGAAACAGCAUCGCCUACUCUUUCACAUUUCGGUAUCGAUCAUGUUAUGGAAUUCCCGAAAACUACAGUUGAUCUACCAUGGAAUAUGAAACCUACCGAAGAAGAAACAUGCACUUAUCAGAAGGAAUUCCAGAUGAAGAUGCAAAUNACUAUGGACACGGAACUGGAUGGUUCUUCACAUCGGCCAGCCUUGAUCCAACUUCAAUUUCAUUCCACAGCACGAAAAGAUGGCAAGAUUACAAUAAUUAUCUUCGAAAUGUUACAUUUACCUCCAGUGAACUCAGUGCUUUAUCAACAAAUCGAAAGAUUAGUUCAAACUAUCUUUCAUUCUUCAAAAACGUUUCUCGUUUGGGGUAAAGGCGUUGAUGAACUAUCGAAAUUUCAAGUUUAUCCAUUAUUUCAAUCGACAGCAAUAUAUGCAUUGCACUUUGCUAAUGUGCAAGAAGAAUUCAAACUUUGGUGCAAUGAUCAGCAACGGCAAGUAUGGUCUUUGCAAUUGGCUGUUGCUCGAACGUUUGGUCAAUUUCUGGAUAAAUCAUGGACAAGAAGUAAUUGGGGUGUUGGAUUAGAUGUUCGUCUCUAUCAAAAUCUCCAACUGAAUGAACUCAAUUACAACGUCAAAUCAUCGUUAACUGAAGCAGAAGAUCAAAUUCGCUUGAAAUUAAUCAAAUAUGCUGUCGAUGAUUGUUUUGCCACCACCAAGUUGGCAGUAGCUAUAGGAUUGUGA
This is a messenger RNA of Adineta ricciae, 771 nucleotides long. NCBI's taxonomy places the organism in Eukaryota, Metazoa, Rotifera, Eurotatoria, Adinetida, Adinetidae. The record is from the annotation of a GenBank genome assembly.